AUGAAUACAGCCACAUUGCUUCUCGUCUUCAUUCUUGGAGCGAUAAAUGCUGCUUACGCAGGUUUGGAUGAAAAUCUGGCUAAGGCAUUGCAUGCUAAAUGCAUAGAAGAAACUGGGGCUGAUGAAGAAAGGAUACCAAAUGCGCUUAAAGGAGAAUUUCCGGAUGAUCCCAAAUUUAAGUGUUAUAUUAAAUGCAUCACUGUGAAUUUCGGAGCUAUGGCUGAAGAUGGGAAAGUGACAUUUACCGAUGAUAUAAAGAAGCAGUUGCCGGAUGAUAUUGCUGAACCUAUAAGUAAAAUGGUUAACACUUGCAAGAAUAAAUUGAAAUCUGAGGAUGUUUGCGAAAGAGCUUACGAGUUGCAUAAAUGCGUAUACGAUAUCGACCCAACGAAAUACUUUUUAUUCUAAGAUUACCAGAUGCAAGAGAAAACAAUACUUCUAUACCAAAAUGAUUGUUUUUAACGGAUAUUUUUAAUUGGAUCAAUAGAUUUAGGCUUAUAUAACAUAAUUA
Molecule: messenger RNA, 511 nt
Organism: Nicrophorus vespilloides
Lineage: Eukaryota; Metazoa; Arthropoda; Insecta; Coleoptera; Silphidae
Product: general odorant-binding protein 83a-like
Exons: 7
Coding region: 1-408 (135 amino acids)
Biological process (GO): sensory perception of smell
Molecular function (GO): odorant binding
Source: RefSeq, a predicted model, not a curated record